UACUUCCUGGCCUUAUUUGUUUUGCUAGAACCUUUUUUCUUGUGUUGGUGUCUUGAGUGUGCAGAUCUACGAUGUCUGGUCGUGGCAAGCAGGGCGGCAAGGCGCGUGCCAAAGCGAAAUCUCGAUCUUCUCGCGCUGGGCUGCAGUUCCCUGUUGGCAGAGUCCACCGUCUGCUGCGCAAGGGCAACUACGCUGAACGAGUCGGGGCCGGCGCGCCCGUGUACCUGGCAGCAGUGCUGGAGUACCUGACGGCCGAGAUUUUGGAGCUGGCGGGCAACGCUGCCCGCGACAACAAGAAGACGCGUAUCAUCCCGCGUCACCUGCAGCUGGCCAUUCGCAACGACGAAGAGCUCAACAAACUGCUGGGCCGUGUGACCAUCGCUCAGGGCGGCGUCCUGCCCAACAUCCAGGCUGUGCUGCUGCCCAAGAAGACCGAGAGCCACCAUAAGGCCAAGGGCAAGUGAUCUGACAUCUGAGCUUCCGGAAACACAAUCAAACCCAAAGGCUCUUUUCAGAGCCCCCCACUUUCUCAAAGAAAGAGCUGAUACUCGUACUAACUAGUUCUUCCCAUGCUAGUGUACCUAAAGCUUACCUCUGCCUUUAUUUUGGAGGACAAGGUAAAAACUGGGCUAUGGUAGGGAACUGUAAGUCGGGUAAUGACAACGUUUGUAUGUACUUGGUCAUACUCUCAGGACACCAUUUAUAAGAUCUUGUGACUGGUAAAUUGAGCUCGAAUCCCUAGCAGGCGAAAUGGAGCUGCUGUCAUUACACUGCUAAGAUCUGUUUUCCUAGUUUCUAGGUCUCUUCAAGUUUUGGGCCGGAGAGUUAUCUGCUUUGAAUGGGAGUGCGAGGGCAGGGAAGCCCAGCAUGGCCAAGGCUUGCCCAGGCCUGGGCUCCUGGAUUAGCCAAGCAGAGGAGUAACAAUCAGGACUCCUGGAGCUCCGCUGAAGCAUUUAGAGUGGAAUGGUUUCGUUCCUCUAUUAAAGUCUAACGUGUAGUCGAAUUUAUUAUUGCUAAUCCAAGCAGAAACUGGUCCUGCAGAUGUGCCUUCUGCUUUCCAGAUACUAACUUGAAUAGUGGGGUCUGGUGACAUCGUCUCCAUAUCUCCCUCCUUUCUUCCCAAAGCUGCUCUCAAAGGGAGAAAAAAAAAAGUCUAGCAUCCCAGAUCUCAGUGAAGGCCAGGUGGUAGGAAAUCAAACGGAUACCUUAAUGGCCACCUGUUAAAUUUUGCAGCAUUUUGGAAGUUAGGAAGGCUGAGAACCACCAGACUUGAAGCAAAUCUGGCCUCAGUGCUCAAAUGCCUGACAUUUACUGCAUGUUGUUUGAGCCUUAAUUAUUGAUUUAUUUUCCAUUUGGAUUUAAAUCCACCUCCCCCACUUCCUAGGUGUAUUACCUUGGUUGGGUCUAGGUCUUUAAAUCCUUUGGCCUCCACCUCUUCCUGUCUUUGUUCACCUUCCUUUGGAAGGAGCUGCUCAGCAGUGAAAUCAGAUUGGGCUGAUUAGGAGAGAUGACUUCUUAGGUAUUUCCUGCGUGCCAGGCACUUGUCUGUGUGCUCCCAGCAUAUUAAUUCACUUAAUCCAACAACCUUAGGAAAAGUUUCUCACCCUAUCAUAGAUUUACUAAUAAAGAAACUGAGGAACAGAGCUUAAAUAAAGUCCCAAGGUCAGGACUACUAAUGAUCAUUGUCAGAAAUGGAAACAGAAAAAUCAACACAAAAUAGAUGAACUUUAUUUGCAUACCAGAAAGUUCAAGAUGGCAUAUUAAACUCUGUGAAGAGCUUAAGAGUGGAGGAGAGAUAACUUCCCCAGAAUCUACAUGAAGAAAGGGAGGGGAAAAAAAAAAAAGCCAGUAGCUUUUUGAUUUAGAGUGUGACUGGUUUGGCAGAGAGAUGGUUUCCAAGAGAUCCCCAGGACUUGAUAAACCAAUAUGUGUUGAGUAAGGCAAGAAGAUAGAAAUUUGGAAUUGAAAUUUGAACUCUUUCCUGUGGCUCUAAUAACAAAAGGUUGUAUUUGAAUACUGAGUGAUACAUUGUGAACUCUAUUAACCUCCAUGGUCUGUUCUCUUCAGCAAGUCUUCCAAUAAGGUCAAGGACCCGUGAUGUUAACUUGUAUCUAGUCAGCACAGAAUCUGGCACACAUAGACACUUGGUAAGUGGGCACUGAGGGAAGGUUGAGCUGCAUGAAUCAGUGGCUGCACAGUCAGGAAGCACUUUGUUGUGGAGGGUCAGUUAAUUACUAGGGGAGACAUGAAGUACACACCAGAUGGACACUGUCACUAGCAUCCUCUCUUUCCAGUAGAACGUCCCUCUCUUGUAAUAAUCCAGUUUGCAGUGGGAUCUUGUCUUAGGAGCAUAAGAGAAGCAGAAGGGACCAGUUGACCACCUCUUACCUAAGAGACACAGCGAAGAGCCUGCCUCCAAGCCAAGGACGUCUGUCUCAGCUCUGUCCUGGCUCUCCAUCUCCAGCACACCUCCUUACCAUCAGCUUGGCACUGUCAUUAUUCAUGUCUAAAAGCCCUAGUUACCCUUGGGAAAUUCUCUAUUGGACAAUAAAUUCCCCAUAGCUACAGUUGGUUUCCAGUGCUUGAGCAGGUAUCUACCUUCCAUGCCUCAAGGGUUCUGGGAAAGACUAUUUAAAUUGGAGCAAGUUAAUGAGAUUACUACACCCAGGCCAACCUAGUUUCUGAAGGCACCAGACUACAAUGACAAAAGUUCAUCCCAGGGUGUUACUAAGAAGCAAGUCUGGGACUGGGGUUGUAGCUUAAUUGGUAGAGCAUUUGCCUAGCAUGUGUGAGGCACUGUAUUCAAUCCUCAGCACCAUUUAAAAAUAAGUCAAAUAAAGGUCU
This is a messenger RNA of Marmota monax (woodchuck), 2844 nucleotides long. RefSeq names its product histone H2A type 1-C. Gene Ontology annotation, molecular function: protein heterodimerization activity; structural constituent of chromatin; DNA binding. Bases 72 to 464 code for a protein of 130 amino acids. Lineage: Eukaryota; Metazoa; Chordata; Mammalia; Rodentia; Sciuridae. The record is from RefSeq and is a predicted model, not a curated record. The transcript has a single exon. Gene Ontology annotation, cellular component: nucleosome.